Messenger RNA from Notodromas monacha, 2314 nucleotides. The record is from the annotation of a GenBank genome assembly. Lineage: Eukaryota; Metazoa; Arthropoda; Ostracoda; Podocopida; Cyprididae.
CCUGGAAUCGCAGUGUGAUUUUUUGUUGUUGCUUUGGUGUCAAAUAUUACACUAGAAUUAAAAAAAAGAUGUCAUUUCUGGCAACAUUGGCUAAGGGGAUACCCUUGGACCCUUUGCCACCUCCUCAGGGUUCCAGGGAUCAUUCUGUUCCUCAUGCCCCUGUCAGGAAUGCUCCUUUGAGUCCAGAAGAAUGCAAGCUGGCUGUGAGAAACGCCUUGAGGUAUUUUCCUCCAGAGUUUCAUGCAGUUUUAGGCCCAGAAUUUGCCAAGGAAUUGAAGGACUAUGGCCAUAUUUACAUGUAUCGCUUCAGACCAACUUUCCCACUCAGGGCUUAUCCAAUUACUUGGUACACAGCAGCAAAUCUGGAAGGAUCAGCAAUUAUGCUCAUGAUCAUGAAUAAUUUGGACCCAGCUGUUGCACAGUUUCCCCAUGAACUGGUCACUUAUGGUGGGAAUGGACAAUUUUGGCUGGUCAUGAAGUAUCUCAGUGAGCUCCAGCCAACUGGAACACUGGUCAUCAACUCUGGACAUCCAGCAGGAAUUUACCCAAAUCUGAAUCCUGACACUUCACCAAGGGCUGUAAUCAGCAAUGGGAUGGUUAUUCCAAAUUACUCAAAACCUGAGGAUUAUGACAGGAUGUUUGCCCUUGGGGUCACAAUGUAUGGACAGAUGACAGCAGGAAGCUAUUGUUACAUUGGUCCUCAGGGUAUAGUUCAUGGGACAACAAUAACAAUCAUGAAUGCAGCAAGGAAAUAUUUGGGAACUAAUGAUUUGAGAGGGAAAGUAUUCCUCACAUCAGGUCUUGGUGGCAUGAGUGGGGCUCAGGCAAAAGCAGCAAUCAUUGCUGGUUGCAUUGGACUAGUGGCUGAGGUAUCAGAGGAAGCCUUGGACAAACGUUUUUCCCAGAAGUGGGUGAUGGAGAAGUUUGGCAAUGUGGAUGAUGUUAUUGAGAGAGUGAAACAAGCCAGGAAACUGAAAUUGUCAACAAGCAUUGCCUAUUUGGGAAACAUUGUGACUCUCUGGGAACGCUUUGUUGAAGAGUACAAGAAAACUGGGGUAUUGUUGGUGGACUUGGGGUCUGAUCAAACUUCUUGCCACAACCCCUUCAAUGGGGGUUAUUAUCCAGUUCAACUAAGUCUCCGUGAAGCUCAAAAGGAGAUGAGGAAGAAUCCAGAGAAGUUCAAGGCACUGGUGGAAGAAAGUCUGAGAAGACAAGUGAAAGCCAUAAAUUUUCUGGCAGACCAAGGAUUGCAUUUCUGGGAUUAUGGAAAUGCAUUCUUGCUCCAGGCAUCCAGAGCAGGUGCUGAUGUAGGACAAAGUGAUCCCACAGGAGCCCAUGGGCCUCAAAUCAAGUUUCGCUACCCAUCAUACAUACAAGACAUUCUGGGGGAUGUUUUUGCACUUGGUUUUGGUCCAUAUCGCUGGGUUUGCACAUCAGGAGACCCAAAAGAUUUGGAGAUAACAGAUGAAAUUGCAGCUUGUUUGCUGCAAAAUUUAGUCGCAGAUCCACAAGUGGACAAAGAUGUGAGAAGCCAGUAUGCAGAUAAUUUGAAAUGGGUUCUGGAGGCUGGAAGAAACAAGAUGGUGGUUGGUUCUCAAGCAAGAAUCUUGUAUUCUGACAGAGUUGGUAGGAUGAAACUUGCUCAACAGUUCAAUGAAGCAAUCAAAUCCAAGGAAAUUAAGACUGACACUCCUCCUAUUUCUGUAUGCAUGCAAGCAGACAUGGCAAUCCAAAACUGCAUUGGAGAUGCAUUCAGAGGUGCAACCUGGGUUUCCAUACACAAUGGAGGAGGUGUUGGGUGGGGUGAAGUGAUCAAUGGAGGCUUUGGCCUUUUACUGGAUGGUUCAGAAGCUGCUGCCAAAAGGGCCCAAUUCAUGCUGAGUUGGGAUGUGAUGAAUGGGGUUUCUAGAAGGAGCUGGGCAGGAAGCAAACUUGCUCAAAAGGCCUGCAUGACAGCCAUGUCUCAGUGCAGUGGCAUGAAAAUCACUGUCCCCUUUGAAGUUGAAGAUGAUUCUGUGCUUACUAUUGAUGGUAUUUGAUCAAAAUAUCUCUUUCAAAUUAAAAAAAAAAUUGUCUCCCAUAUCUGGGACUCAAGAGACUACACAAAUUCAUCUCAAAAGUUCUGCGUUGAUAGUAUUCAUUAAAGGGAACUGCUACAUCAUUUUGAUUUUCAAAUCAAGGUGCAACCAUUAUUUUAUGGCGAUGACAACUUCAAUUGUGAAAUUUCCAAUUUCAAUUCCCGCAUUGAAAAAGGACUUUAUAUCAUUAUUGUUUGCUUUCCAUUGAUUGAAUAAAAUUAUUGCCCAGAAAUGAA